Aedes albopictus (Asian tiger mosquito) is the source of this 4760-nucleotide messenger RNA. RefSeq lists its product as uncharacterized. Bases 1710 to 4046 code for a protein of 778 amino acids. The record is from RefSeq and is a predicted model, not a curated record. The transcript has 2 exons. Gene Ontology annotation, biological process: DNA integration. Lineage: Eukaryota; Metazoa; Arthropoda; Insecta; Diptera; Culicidae. Gene Ontology annotation, molecular function: zinc ion binding; nucleic acid binding.
UACAUGGUGUCAGAAGUGCGGCUUGCAGUCGAAAAAUCAUUUAUCGGCUAGUAAACGAUUCGCGCGCUGGCUGGUUUGUUCGGUAUCCUUCUGGCAGACUUGCCGGAUUCGGUGUGCGGGAAAAAGUCGGUAGUGGAAAUCAGAACGGCGGAACGAGAGAAUGGCGUCCGGAUUCGACCAUUAUUUACCGGAGCCACUCGACUGCUCCAACCUUGCAAAACAAUGGCCACGAUGGAAACAGUUAUUCAGUAUCUACCUCCGAGCGAACAAUAAAAUGAAAGAGCCUGAAGCGAGCAAGGUCGCCACCUUCUUGUGGCUGAUCGGUCCACGCGGGGUGGAAAUUUUCAAUUCGCUGUUCCCGAACGACGGAAGUAUGGAGGGCAUGUUUGGACAGGAUGAGAAUGCUGCGGCGGGCGAUGACGGCGAAGAGAGGUUCGAAGAUGCCACCGACGGGGAUGCUACACACACACACUUGCAGAUGUAAUCGCGGCGUUCGACGACUACUGCCUUCCUCGUAAAAACGUAGCCAUGGAAGCCUUCAAAUUUAAUUCAAUCGCCCAGAAGGAAAAGCAGACAUUCGCCGAAUUCGAGACGGAGUUGAGAACGCAAAUCCAAUAUUGCGAGUUCAGCUGUGCUAAAUGUCAGACACCGUACAGUGAUCGGAUGCAGCGCGACAGAAUUAUCAUCGGAAUCCAGGAUAAAAAGUUGCAGCUGAAGCUGUUGGACGGCAGAGACGACCCGCUAGCAAAGAUUAUUGAAACGUGCAAAAUCUUUAAGGCCGCAUCGGAAAAUAAGCAGCUCUUGGACAGAAAGGAUAAUCUUCUCGACGUGAAGCUGGUUUCGAAGAAGGUGGAAGCUGAUUCGGAAGUGAAAACCGUGGAUGUAGUUACACGUAACCGUUGCUACAGUUGUGGAAGGCAAUUCAAUCUCAACCAUCGAAGGAUGUGUCCGGCCAUGAAUGCUGAGUGUUACGCCUGUUGGGAGACUGGCCACUACAGCAAGUGCUGCCGAAAAAAGUCGACGAAACCGCAGAAAGAUAACCUACAAUCAUCGAAGCCGGGCGGAAAGAACGACAAGGCGAUACAUUCUGUCAAAUGGAGCGACGCUGAGUGAGUACCAAUACUGUGUGUGGUCAGACCGAAGCGCAGCCGUGGAGAAAGGAUUUUCGUAUUGGAAAUGAGAGUGUGCGAUUCAAAUUGGACACGGGAUCCGAUGUAAAUUGCAUUCCCAUACGAGUGGUAGAGAAACUUCGUCUUCCCAUUGAUGAAUUCAAGGACGCACUGAUUCUAGAUUAUAGUUCGAACAGAAUAAAAAUACACGGCUCGGUAAAAUUAGUCUGCUUUGACUCUGUGCGUAAUUGUUCGUAUGGUGCUUCGUUUUUCGUUGUCGAUAACUCAUUUGAACCAUUACUGGGUCUACAGUCGUGCAUUGAGUUUGGUUUGAUAAAGCGAUUGAAUGUUGUAGAAGGUCCUCUGGCAUUUCCCAAAGAUGGUAAACAGUUCGUUGCGUCCUAUCGUGAUAUUUUCGAAGGUUUGGGUAAAUUUCCGGGAAAAUGCUCGAUAACUUUGAAAGAGGGUUCUACUCCGUCACUGCAUUACCGUAAGCGAGUGCCAUUAGCUUUGCAUGAUCGUUUUAAGUUGGAACUAGAUAAUUUGGUGAAAGAAGACGUGAUUUCUCCUGUUGACUAUCCAACAGAUUGGGUGAGUAACAUGCAACUCGUUGAGAAGUCGAAUGGUAAGUUACGCAUUUGUAUUGAUCCGAAGCCCCUUAAUGAGUGCAUAAAACGAGAACAUUUCUUAAUCCCCACUCAAGAAGAUCUAUUUAGCAGUUUGUCUGGGAAACGCGUCUUCAGUGUUCUUGACUUGAGUAGUGGAUUCUGGCAGAUGGAGUUAGAUCGUGACAGUUCGGAUUUGACUACGUUUAUGACGCCAUUUGGACGGUUCAGGUGGAAGCGUGUGCUAUUUGGUUUGAACAAUGCACCGGAGAUGUUUCAGCGGAAGAUGGUGUCGAUUUUUGGCGAUAUUCCCGGUGUCGUGGUGUAUUUCGAUGAUGUCCUCAUUGCGGGCUUGAAUGAGGAGGAUCAUGAUAGAGCACUAGCUCUAGUUAUUGAACGGACUCGACAAAAUAACGUCAAAUUCAAUGGCGACAAGCUUCAGUAUCGUCAAGAUACGGUGUCGUUUAUGGGAAGCAUUAUCGGUGAUGGUCAACUGCACCCGUUGAAUAAGGAUGUUCGAGCGAUUACUGAAAUGCCGAAACCUACCUGUGUGGCGGAUGUCACCCGGUUGUUGGGUCUCUUGAAAUAUCUAGCAAAAUACAUUCCUAAUCUGUCCAAACGUACGAGUCAUUUGCGCGAAUUGACCCAUCAUGGUGCGAAAUGGGAAUGGACUAACGAGCAUGAUAGGGAAUUGAAAGACCUGCUAUCAUCUAUCAGUACCAAGCCGACUCUAGCGAUUUAUGAUCCAAGUAAACCUUGUGUUGUUCAGACAGACAGUUCUAAGGAUGGGCUGGGAUGUGUCUUAUUGCAGGAUCACGGUCCAGUGGCUUAUGCGUCUCGAACUUUGACUAGCUGUGAGCAAAAGUGGGCUCAAAUUGAGAAAGAGCUGCUAGCUGUAGUGUUUGCAUGUCAACGCUUCCAUCAUUUUUUGUAUGGUCGAGAAUUCACAGUUCAAUCGGACCAUAAACCUCUUGAGACUCUUGUGAAACGAGAUAUCGAUGACGUCACACCCCGUCUGCAGCGGUUGUUCAUGAUUCUUCUAAAGUACCCUGGGCUUUCUAUUGUGUACAUACCCGGAAAAGAGGUGGCUGUUGCUGAUUGUCUUUCACGUGCCCCAUUGCCAGAGGUUGAUGAAGUAAAUGAGGAUCUUCAGGGUGUUGUGCAUUCAUUGACUAAGAACGCCUGUAUGUCGAAGGAUAAUUAUGAUCUGUACUUGCAAGUCCUUGCUUCGGACGAGCGUUACAUGCGCAUAGUGAGGUACGUUGUUGAUGGCUGGCCUCCAUAUCACAAACUCGAUGAUCUUAGUCAACUUUUCCACAAGUUUCGCGAGGAACUUCAUUACGAAAACGGGCUGCUGUUCAAAAAUCAUCGUUUAGUCGUACCAACUGAAUUGCAAUCCCAGAUUUCUAAAUGGUUACAUGCAGCACAUUUGGGAAUUGACAAGACUCUCGCUAAGGCAAGAAUUCAGUUUUUCUGGCCUGGAAUGACUAACGAUUUGACAGAGCUGGUUAGUUCCUGUACAAUUUGUGAAAAGUUUCGUCGGAACAAUUGCAAGGAACCGCUGGUGCAGGGGGAAAUUCCAGAAUAUCCUUUUCAACAGGUUUCCACCGAUAUCUACGAAUAUGGUGGCCAUGACUGGCUAGUUGUGAUUGAUGCUUAUUCGGGGUUCAUUUGUUCCGAUAAACUGCAGGAUAAAACCAUGGCGAGCGUAUGUAAGUUAUUCAACAAGUUUUUUAACUGCUACGGAUACCCUACUGUUGUACGAAGUGAUAACGUCCCAUUCAAUUGUCUCGAAACAGAAAAGUAUGCAAACCAGAAUAAUAUCAAGUUUGUGUUCUCUAGUCCUCGUUAUCCCCAAAGUAACGGACUUGCUGAGAAGGCAGUGGCAAUAGCCAAAAACAUACUAAAGCGUUGCUAUGAAGUUGGGGAAGUUGAUCAAUUUCAGUAUCGAUUAUUAGAAUACAACUCCACUCCGGUCGCUAGCAUGAAGGUUUCACCCAGUCAGCUGUUUUUUGGACGCCAAAUCAAGACACGUUUACCAAUGGAUGAAUCGCUUUUGAUUCGAGAAGGAAUCGAAGAAAGUGUUGUUCAACGAAGAAUUGAACAGAAGCGAAACAUCCAAAAAAGGUAUUAUGAUCGUUCCUCUAAGCAACUUCCAUUGUUCAGCAUUGGGGAUCGCGUUCUUUUCAAGAAAAACUCUAAGGAAUGGCACUAUGGGCAGGUCAUUCGUGAUGUUAACGGUAAGUCGUUCAUAGUGCGGGAUAACUUUGGGAGCCAUUAUCGUCGUAAUCGCAGAUUUAUGACUAAAACUACGAACAAUGAAAGUAAAUAGCAGUGAGUUGUUGGUCGAAGACGAGUUAAUGAAUUUCCAACGUCCUAGCGUGCGUGACUCAUCGAUUCUCCCGAAAGGCUCUGGGGUACCCGUUGCUCCAUCUAUAGUUCCUACUCGAAGAUCGCGUAUGCAUGACAUGUUAGUUGAUCAGUCUGUUGGUAAUCCCGUUGUUAUGGAUGGUGGACUAUCUAAUAGAGCCGAAAAUCAAACUGUUGUUGAAGAUCGUCCUCCGCCAAAUGAUCCUCAGAUUCUGGAUGACUCAUUGCACUCUACUGAAGGAGCCUCAGUUGCGGUCCAAUCUCCUUGGGUAACUCGCAGUUGUCGAUCUGUUGUGCCCCCGAAACGUUACGGUGAUUGGGUGGUGUAAAGCAAACAUCAUAAAAAUCUUGUUCACUCUAGAGAGACAGUUCGAUAAAAUAUGAGAACUAAAAAAAAAAAAAAAGGAAAGCGUGUAAUAAUAAUGUACUUUUUAUAACCCUAUUUAUAAGCACCUUGCAUUCGGCGCCUCCAUGCAUUUGUCUUAGGGACAGAAGAAUACUAAAACAACCACUCAGUUAGCUAGCUAGAGAACCAGCGUCGCAGUAUUCAUCAGUGUUGUACUGACCAUGAAAGAGUAAUAAAGUUUCUUUUGUACAGUAAUGUUGAUAAAUUGAUGGAACAACCAGUUCUUUUGUUUAUUAGCCUUUGAACUCAAGAAAUUUCUCCUGGUUUCCA